CCGCUGUGUCGAACAGGGCCCUCUUGAAAUCAUCAAAAUCCCUCUGGUUCCGAUCACUCUGCGCUCUUUCUAUCUGCAGCCGACAUUCGCACAAAGCUUAUCCCAGCCUUAGUUCUUAGAAGUUGGAACUAAGCAUCAUGGAUCACAAUUCCCCUGCAUCAGCACCUGUCAUGAGAAGGAAAUUACGCUGGUAUCACAUAUUUAUGAUCACGAUUGGGGGAAUAAUCGGCAUUGGAUUUGCCACAACGAGCGGCCAAGUCCUUGCAAUCGCUGGGCCCGGGGGGACCUUGGUUGCGUUUGGUGUGAACGGGUUUGUUGCCAUCUGUGUCAUGGAAGGGAUUUGUGAAAUGAUAGUCUUGUGGCCUAUCUCAAAUGCCAUGAUUGAGUUCGUCCGCGCUUUUGUGGACAAGGAUCUUGCUAUCGUCGUUGGGAUAGCCUACUGGUAUAGCUGGGCUUGUACAAUGACAGCUUUGGUUAUUGGCGCCGCCGGUCUACUAUCCUACUGGAAUAUAUCCACUGGUCUCCUCAAUGUCGUAUUUUUUGGAUGCAUAUUCGUACUGUUCCUUAUCAAUUGUUCUGGCAUCUUACUAUUUGGAAGAAUCGAACUUGCAGGAGGCAUCUUUAAGCUUCUCCUCGUUACGAUAAUAUUCCUCACUAUGAUUUGUGUCAACAACGGAGCUGGUGGAGGUCCUAGUAUUGGAAGCGCCUUUUUCAACGAUGGCAUAAAGAACAACCCAAAUGUAGCCGGAAGCCAAUUCGUUGCAGUAAUUAUCGCUAUUCCCAUCGCGACUUUUUCGUACACAGGUGUCGAAAUUGUCACCGUUACCGCAUUUGAAGCUGCAAAGCCGAAAGAACUCCGGAUGCCUGCAAAGAACAUUGCCUACUUCACCCUGAUCUUCUACGUCCUGAACAUUGGAGGAUUCAUCGCCAACAUAGAAUGGUUCAACCAAAAUCUUCCGCAAUUCUUUAGUCAGCCACUUGUUUCGCUCCAAACCCCCAAUCUGGGACAUACCCCAUGGUUUCCGCAGACAGGUCUGAGAAGCAGUGCUGCACCAAUUAUUGCUACGCUACAGGUUGGGAUGAAGACUCUCCCAGCUGUCUUGACUGGGCUCCUCAUGUAUUCUGGACUCAGUGCCGCCAAUGCAUCAUUAUAUGUUGCUUCAAGAACUCUCUAUGGCCUCACUCGAGAUCUUGCCUAUGACGAUGAACGAUUCCUCGUUAGAAUGGCGGCAAAACUGAACGUUAUUUCCCCCCGCACUCGGGUUCCUCUCUGGUCUCUCCUAGUUUCUGUCCUAGCCUUCUCAUCCUGGCUACCAUUCAUAAAAAUCCACUCUGGGUAUACACAAGAGGACCUUCAAAACACUUUCGAGUCAAUCGGAAGUACAGGAUGCUUGCUAGUAUGGGCUUCUCAAUGUCUUGCGUUUAUCAGAUACAAUAAAUGGCUUUGGAAGCAUAAAGAAGAACUUCAAGGGGAACACUUGCAACAAUUCCAGCGGUGGCCCCAAAAGGGGUUCUCGAGCUGGGCUUCUGCCCUACAGCCCGGUCCCGCAUAUGUUGGUCUGAUAUCCUGUCUUGUGAUUGUGUUCAUCUUGAAUACUGCCAGUUUGUGGAACGGUCAGGACCAGAAGUCAAAAGCGCUGACUGUAUUUCUCGGUCCAGGACUCCUUCUAACGAUCUUUCUGGUGCUUAAGCUUGUGAAUAAGAGAGGAUGGGUAGUGCUUGAUGACCGAUGGGAAGUUCUUCAUAGCACUUUGAGUAACCUUACCGACUUGAUCAACCCCGAUAUCCAAACACAGCCUGGAUCUAACCCUCCCACUCCUUCGACAAAUAACAUUGGCGAAGGUGAGAAAUGAAUUGUUUUGGAAUUUUAGUUUCAGUCGAUUAAUAAUUGUAAAUUAUUGAACUGUCACACUUAUAUUACUGGGCUUGCUUAAGUGUUGUUUUCUUCCUACGUCAGGAAUUGGCUCAGCCAUAGCACUGCACACGCAGGUAGUUUCAGCAAUAUGGCAGAAAUGCGAUGUGAACAGAGAGAUCCGGGCCUAAAGAACCAAAUCGCUCUUGGGAUACUACCCCAAAAAUCUAC
Molecule: messenger RNA, 2083 nt
Organism: Hyaloscypha bicolor E
Lineage: Eukaryota; Fungi; Ascomycota; Leotiomycetes; Helotiales; Hyaloscyphaceae
Exons: 11
Coding region: 138-1853 (571 amino acids)
Biological process (GO): transmembrane transport
Cellular component (GO): membrane
Source: RefSeq, a predicted model, not a curated record